Molecule: messenger RNA, 2080 nt
Organism: Pseudoliparis swirei
Lineage: Eukaryota; Metazoa; Chordata; Actinopteri; Perciformes; Liparidae
Gene: alg11
Product: ALG11 alpha-1,2-mannosyltransferase
Exons: 5
Coding region: 35-1525 (496 amino acids)
Biological process (GO): protein N-linked glycosylation
Cellular component (GO): endoplasmic reticulum membrane
Molecular function (GO): GDP-Man:Man(3)GlcNAc(2)-PP-Dol alpha-1,2-mannosyltransferase activity
Source: RefSeq, a predicted model, not a curated record
AGAAGUCAAUGUGUUAGAUUUCUCUCAAGGCAAGAUGUCGGGUCACGAUCAGCUGGUCCUCUGUUUGUGUGAAUUAACGAGGUUGCUGUGGAAGUUGCUGCUGCCCUUGCUGUUUCUGUGUGCGCUGCUGAUCGCCGUCCUGGUGCUGCUGGUGCUGGCCGUGCGCUUCUGGCUUCAAAGCAGCAGGAACGCUCGGCGGGCGAGGGACGGCCGUCCCACGGUGGCCUUCUUCCACCCCUACUGCAACGCCGGUGGUGGGGGGGAGAGGGUGCUGUGGUGUGCUCUCAGGGCACUGCAGCGCAGGUAUGUGGACAUCAACUUCGUGGUGUACACGGGGGACCUGGGUGUGACGGGUCAGCAGAUUGUGGACGGGGCGCGGCGUCGUUUCAACAUCGUGCUCCCCCGCCCGGUUCAGUUUGUGUUCCUGAGGCACCGGCUGCUGGUGGAGCCCAGCCUCUUUCCUCACUUCACUCUGCUGGGACAGAGUGUGGGCUCCGUCUUCCUGGGAUGGGAGGCGCUGAUGCAGUUCGUCCCAGACAUUUACAUCGACUCCAUGGGCUACGCCUUCACGCUGCCCCUGUUCCGCUACUUGGGAGGCUGCAGUGUGGGGAGUUACGUUCACUACCCCACCAUCAGCACUGACAUGCUGUCUGUAGUGAGAGAGAGGAACCCCAGGAUCAACAACCCAGACUACGUCUCCAACAGCCUCUUCCUGAGUGCCUUCAAGGUGGUCUACUACUGCCUCCUCGCCCUUCUCUACGGCAUGGCCGGCUCCUGCAGCGACCUCAUCAUGGUCAACUCAUCCUGGACCCUCGAUCACAUCCUGUCCCUGUGGCGCGCUCCCAACCGCACCAGCGUGGUGUACCCGCCCUGCGACGUCAGCGCGUUCGCGGACGUGCCGCUGGAGGAGGACGGGGACAGGAAGUGCCACUCGAUCGUCUCCGUCGGGCAGUUCAGGCCGGAGAAGGACCACCGGCUGCAGAUCAGGGCUUUCAAGAAGGUGUUGGACAGAAGGGGGGACGGCGCGGGGGGGAGGGAGUCUCUGAAGCUGGUUCUGAUCGGCGGAUGCAGGAACCAGGAAGACGAGGACAGGGUGCUCAUGCUGAGGGGGCUCUGCCAGGAGCUGGGCGUGGCCGACAGAGUGGCGUUCAAACUCAACGUGCCCUUCGAGGAGCUGAAGAGGGAGAUAGCAGAAGCCACCAUUGGACUGCAUACCAUGUGGAACGAACACUUUGGAAUAGGCAUUGUGGAGUGCAUGGCAGCAGGGAAGGUCAUUCUGGCACACAAGUCUGGCGGACCCAAGCUGGACAUUGUGGUACCUUUCGAGGGAGGCCAGACCGGCUUCCUGGCUGACGACGAGGACAGUUACGCGGAGGCCAUCGAGAGGAUCCUGGCGCUGCCGCCCGCCAGCCGGCUGCACAUCAGACGCAACGCGCGGCAGUCCGUGGCUCGCUUCUCCGAUCAGGAGUUCGAAGCCUGCUUCCUCGCUGCCAUGGAGCCUCUGAUGGGAACACUGGAACGAUGAGAAGAGGACUCGUUGGCGUUCUUUGCGUGUGCGUGUUUGCAUGUACAGUUAACGUGAGCGCCUUUACCUUUAAUGCACUUAGGUUGUCAAAAUCUGAUUAAAACUCAGAAGGGUGUUGAAAUCACAAACACUGUGCUUCUUCAAGACAGUUUGUAAUCAUUCUUCUGGGUACAAUCUAGAUGCAUGGCCCUAUAAAAGAUUAAAGAGAGUAAUAAUCUGUCCAUGCAGCAGUGAAAACAUCAGAUCUUUUCCUCAAGUGUUCAAAGAGAAUCCAGCCACAGUUAAUUGUGUAGUUCUUAGUUGUAUUUGUAAAUCCAAAUCCCAAUUUUUGCAGGAUGCAUUCCUUUGUCAGUUUAUUUUCAAGAGAUUGUAUUAUAUUUAGUGAAAAUGGCUAAAGGGGAACAAAUACAUAUUUUAGCUGAAUAAUUUGCUUUAAAUGUAACGGAGAAUAUUUAUUGUUUACCAGAAUUAGAAUUCUCUAAAUGCCCAAAAUGUCAAGUAUUUUUGAUAUUGAUGAUGAAUGUAAUAAAAAUGACGAGAAUAAGGGAUUGUCAA